This is a messenger RNA of Dendroctonus ponderosae (mountain pine beetle), 2031 nucleotides long. Its product is annotated as exoglucanase B. The transcript is spliced from 8 exons. NCBI's taxonomy places the organism in Eukaryota, Metazoa, Arthropoda, Insecta, Coleoptera, Curculionidae. Bases 68 to 1981 code for a protein of 637 amino acids. Gene Ontology annotation, biological process: cellulose catabolic process. The record is from RefSeq and is a predicted model, not a curated record. Gene Ontology annotation, molecular function: cellulase activity.
GGUAAGUUGAGCUAAUAAAACUAGAACGUUUCGCCGCUAAUCGCCCUGGUGGUCAUCAUAUAGCAGCAUGAAAAUAGCAGCGAUUAUUCUGCUGGGCCUCGCGGCCGGAAUCCAGGCGGGAACCUACCUGGAUCGCUUCAAGGAGCAGUACGAAAAAAUCCACAAUUCAGCCAACGGCUACUUCUCCAAAGAGGGCGUGCCAUACCAUGCAAUUGAAACCCUUGUGGUGGAAGCCCCCGAUCAUGGACAUGAAACCACAUCCGAAGCCUACUCUUACUACUUGUGGAUGGAGGCAAUCAACGGCUACGUGACUGGAGAUUUCUCCUCCUUCAACACCGCUUGGAAUAACUUGGAGACUUACAUCAUCCCCACUUACCAGCCUACUUUGGGUGGGUACAACCCCAGCUCCCCUGCCACCUAUGCUGAUGAAAAGGACACGCCCCAAGAGUACCCCUCUCCUAUGGAGUCAGGCGUUCCAGUUGGACAGGAUCCUUUAUACAGCGAGCUGAAAUCCGCCUAUGGACAAGACUUUAUGUACUCCAUGCAUUGGAUGCUGGAUGUAGACAAUAUCUACGGAUUUGGAGACGCCCAAGGGCAAUGUGAAGGCGGUCCAGAGCAGAGCGGUCCUUCCUUGAUUAACACCUUCCAAAGAGGACCUCAAGAGUCGGUGUGGAGGACCAUUCCCCAGCCCACUUGCGAUGUCUUCAAGUACGGAGGCAACAACGGUUUCCUGGACCUUUUCGUCGGAGACAACAGCUACACUCCUCAAUGGAAGUACACAGCAGCCCCUGAUGCGGACGCCCGUGCAGUACAGGCCACCUAUUGGGCGGUGCAGUGGGCAAAAGAAAAGGGCGUCUACAGCUCCAUCUCCGAAACUGUGUCGAAAGUGAGCAAAAUGGGUGACUAUCUGAGGUACGCGAUGUUCGACAAAUACUUCAAGAAGGUGGGCAAUUGCGUUGGAAAAUACGACUGCCAGGGGGCGACCGGCAAAGACAGCGCCCACUAUCUCAUCAGUUGGUAUUUCGCUUGGGGUGGAGCCAUGCCCAACUAUGGCAACUGGGCUUGGGUGAUUGGGGACGGAGCCUCCCAUUUCGGGUACCAAAAUCCAAUGACCGCAUACGCCCUUUCCACUGUGGAUGAGCUGAAACCCAAAGGUGCCACUGCUGUGGAGGACUGGACCACUUCCCUGGAACGACAACUGGAGCUGUAUGAGUACCUGCAGACCUCUGAAGGAGCCUUCGCUGGGGGCGUGACCAACUCCUGGAAGGGCCGUUAUGAUACACCCGACAGCAACCUCACCGCCGACACCUUCCAUGGCUUGUUCUACGACUGGGAGCCUGUAUACCACGACCCACCUUCUAACAGAUGGUUUGGAAUGCAGCCCUGGUCGACCGAUCGUCUGGCCCAGUACUACUAUGAGACCAAAGACUCCAAGGCGGAAGCCAUCCUGAAAAAGUGGGUUGCGUGGGUGAUCUCAGCCAUCAAGCUGGAGAACGGCGACUUCCAAAUGCCUGAUCAUCUAACCUGGUCGGGAAAUCCUCCAGACAUCCAUGUGAGCAUCGGAGUUUACACCAAGGAAAUCGGAACCGCUUCAGCUACUGCGAGGACUUUGGCCUACUAUGCGGCUGGUUCUGGGGAUGAGGAAGCAAAGACAGUAGCCAAGGGCCUCUUGGACGCCUUGUACAAAUACGCAACAGACAAGGGAAUUACCAUUCCAGAAACCCCCGAUCAGUACGGAAGGUUUGAGGAGCCCGUCUACGUGCCAUCAGGAUGGACUGGAACAUACCCCAAUGGCGAUGUCAUUGACUCUUCAGCUACUUUCAUAGGCAUUCGCUCCUGGUUCAAGAAUGACGCCCAAUGGUCCAAAAUCGAGGCCAUCUUGAAUGGAGGUGAAAUCCCCGAGUUUGAGUUCCACAGAUUCUGGGCCCAAACCGAUGUUGCCAUUGCCUUCGGCACCUACGGCAUCCUGUUCGACGAGUGAACCAGUAGUGAUUUUUUCGUAAUUUGACCAAAUAAACCCUCGUACUUUUA